Messenger RNA from Giardia duodenalis, 3729 nucleotides. RefSeq lists its product as uncharacterized. The transcript has a single exon. Bases 1 to 3729 code for a protein of 1242 amino acids. Lineage: Eukaryota; Fornicata; Diplomonadida; Hexamitidae. The record is from RefSeq and is a predicted model, not a curated record.
AUGGUCAAAGAGGCUAGUGCACGGAAACCGCCGCCCCGCACACAAGCACGCGAGGGGCGUGGCAGCUGGGCGGGGCUUGCUAUACAAACUUACAAGCGUGAUGGAUCUCUGAAUAUUAUGCUCAAGCCUAUGAUCCUUGGAUUACUAAGCUCUAUUCAAGAAAUACCUCCUCUAUUCUAUCACCCACAUUCGCAACUUACAGGAAGUCGUCGCAAAGGGAUAGAUCCCGAGUCCUUUUGGCUCAAGAUUCAAGACAUGGUGAUAUUCGACCCAGACCCCCAGGCCCCGUCAUACUCACUCCGUGCUCCACUGAUCAACAAGGAUCUUGCAGCAGAUCGCAUAGGUGCAGGGUCAAAGUAUCAUUUGGCACUCCAAAAGACACUGCAGCCAGAGUAUGUUAACCUGGGUCAGAGGGUUCAGCGAGAGAACAUAGAAGAGAUUGCUGAUGCGCUCUGCUAUGGACUAGAGCCAGCGUUAAGUAACUCGUUUAAAUGCAUUAGGAUUACCGCCUCCAUAUGCUUAAGUGGAUUUAUGAUUGGACUGUCUUCUACUAGUACAGCAUCGAGCUACGUACUGACCAACUACAUGCAGGAUAAAUUUCUCAGGACCAUGCUCUACGAUAUUUGCGAUAUAGUUCGCUACGUAGCAUGCACAACCGUUACUAGUCUACUUUCUCCUUCCAACGCAUCACCAAGUAUUCUUAGCACCCUACAAGCAGUGGCAAAAAAUAAUAUUACAGAUCCUUCUCCAUCCAUUCGCAUUUCUGGAUUUGUCCUUAUUAUGAAAGUGUUAGGUCUCAGUAGCAGUUUAAUGACCUCGGCGUCAAAGGCUGACAAAAACAAAUUAGUCGCCCUCGUAGCACAAAAUUGGCAACAACACAGUCAAUUGUAUUGCAAUCUUUUUAAGGAUGAAUGCCCAGAGUCAGCUGCGUUGGCCGUCCUCACUGUCCACACAUUUCUUCGUCUUCUUCCUGUAUUCGGGCAAUCGCCUAGUGCAGAUAAAAUCCAUGAGCUUACUAGGCAUAUGAUGUCUGUCACAUUUUCGACAGAGCGGACUCUGCGUAGAGUGGCAGGAUUGGCCUAUCUUGGCUUUUUCUCAGAGAUUGCUAGCGACUCAAAUUCAGGCACACUUGAUCCAGUGACUCAUUAUCCACAGGCAUUUUUCGAUAGUGUAUAUGCAAGCACGCUGAAAGAAUCGCCGACAAAGGUCAGCCUUACAUGCAUAGCGGAGUCUCUUGUCGAUAUACUUGCAUCACUUCCUCAAAGCAGCUUACCUAAGGACUUCUUUUCAAGCUUGCUUUUGCAUUUGGUGGACACUCUUAGUAAUGAAGCCUUUCUUCAUACAAUUACUUUUGUAUCUGCAUGCCUUAUGCAGUCCUACCAUGGAAGGAUCCCUCUAUUUGAUCACGUAGUUUUGCAGCCCGUGGAGAGCGUCUUCUAUGAUGAAGCCUUGGAUACUCUUAAACAUCUGCCUGAACUCUUUGCACAGGAACAGGAUAAGAUACCCUACCAGUAUAUCUACAAAGUCCUGUUGGACGAGGAGGACACUUUUCUUGCAGAGGCAAACUAUACUGCUAUAUCCGAAUGUAUUCUGAGCCCUGUGCCCAUUUUUCCCUCUAGCACCACUACAGAUACAUCACCUCAACAAGGUGCCAAGCCCAGCUUUUCAUUGACAUCACUUUAUCGUAGGUUUACUUCUGUUUUUGAUUCGUUUAGAGCAGAUAAUCUGACCAACAAGCUUGAGGACGUAUGUACUGCAUUUCUUUAUUUACUGUACCUCCUUGUUAAUCAAAACAAUGUCUUACCUACUGACGGCAGUCCCAAUUUAAUAUCUGACACGUUUCGGAAAGAGCUGGAGGUGGUUUACGAAGGCCUCUUCACCACAAUCUUCCCUAGCAUGAAUUCGGCACUCUAUCAUAGCAUUUCUAAUAACGCACUAAUCUAUCAGUCCAAUGCAUCUGACAAGGGCGAUAAUUCGCUGCGACACGUAAAGUUAAUUCCGAAGCUCAUUGCUCAGUAUUUGCAACUGAGUGGAGGUGCUGCGCAAUCUCUUCUAUCAACCCUCAUUCGAGAGCAACUUAUGAGCAUCUAUUCCACCUUACUUAGGCGCGAGCUUCCCUCGCUGCAAUAUGGCUUCUUGGCCGACAUAGUGAGCUGCGUGACCCCAGCAGACCUGACUCUUUAUGAUAACACAGUCUCGUUGCUCAAGCUAGACCCUUUGCACCUCCAAUCAGCAGCAUAUUAUGAGCUCGACGCACUUCUUCGGAUCUUCCUUGUUUCACUGAUAUGGCUCAAAGGUUCCUCACGCGUAUCAGAGGGGAUUCUGGACAACUUUCUGUUCAACUUGCUUAUGCCAAUUACCUUCGUCACUCUUCGUUCCUGUAUCUACCUUAUGGCCGAAAUAAAGAAAGGUAUCCGUAUCUUAGCCAUUCAAAGACACCUCUUACAGCAUCCCGGCCUGCUGUCUCUGAUAUCUACUGUCAUGCAGACAUGCCUUGUCCUUUACACAUCCUUCUCCGACUACUAUAAUAACCAAAACACAGAUCGAUCGAAGAUGGAGAACCUUUCUGAUUUGAUUCUACACAUGUACUUUUGUGCACACUUCCUCGGGAAAGAGUUUUUGAGUGCACGAGAUGAUUGCAUAUCUGAUCUAAAACUUCUCACAACAGCAAGAAGAGCUGAUACAGCUAGUCUAGUGGAACAGAAUCCUAACAUCACAAAAUCAACAUAUUAUCUACUUGUGAAGGCAGAUAAAUCUACUAAAUCUUUAAUAGAACUAGCCUUUCAAACAACCUUCACAAUCUUUCGAGAUAGUCUUUGCUAUUAUGUAUAUCUCUAUGCUAAUCUAUUUAGUAUGACUCUGGGAAACAGGUUUCUUUUGAAUAACAGGUUUACCAACUUGUCCUGUCCUUCGAUGUUUAGUAGCCAAGCAGGAGCCAUCAAGGUCAUCCCGGCAUAUGCAAAUCAGUUCGUAGGCUUUUUGGAGGUGUCGAGGCUGUCUACUAUGCUUCUGCAGGAUGAAUUUGACCUGUACAAGAGCCUUUUGCCCAAUUAUGGGACGAUUGAGGAGAUCACCACCAAGUACUGUAGUUUGGUGUAUGGGGCAUAUGCUACUCUUAAGAAGCACGCACGCACACGGCAGCAAGCAGCCAAAGAUUACGUCAUCUUAUGUUCUAUAUUGCGGAUACUUGAGGCAACUGAGGGCCUCACGUAUCCUAAAGCCCUUCUGGAGGAAGCUCUUAGCCCAGAGGAAACAAGGAUAUUAGAGCAGAACAUCUCUCAGCUUCUCAGCGAAGACAAAGACAAAGGUAAAGACACAAGCAAAGACAUAGACGGUGCUCACGAAGAUCCACACGCAUCAUAUUCCAGUCAUCAAGUUAUCGCAGAUGUGCCUAUUCUUGGAAAGGCAUACUUCUCGUCACAGCCCCCCUUAGAUCUCUUCCAGACUAAGGCACCAAUCACAAACGCUACUCCUAGCAUUAAUGAAGCGAUGAGGAUAGAGCCACAGAACUUGGCACCAUUAAGCGAUGGAGCAGAGCCUCGGACCUCCCCUUCGAAUAGUUCAGUGGAUACUCCUAGCAGCGCAGGCGGGAUAUCUCAAAAGGAUCCCUUGACAAUCGAUUUCUUGCUUAGCCAAGCGACGUUGGCUGCAAACAGCGGCCUACUAGAUAGCCCAGACGAGCAAUCUGUUAACGGUGGCCUCAGCGACCUAAGAGACAUGUUAGAGUAA